AUGACACAUCAAACUGUCACCAACUUCAUUACGUUACCGACACUCACCACAUUAGAUCUCGGAGUUAAUAAAAUCGGAGCUGAUGGAGCACAACAUUUGGGUGAUUCAUUAAAGCACAAUACAACACUCACCAUACUAAAUCUCAGAGCUAAUGAAAUCGGAGAUGCUGGUGCUCAACACUUGGGUGAUGCAUUAAAGCAUAACAAAACACUCAGCACACUAAACCUUGAACAUAAUGAAAUUGGAGUUGAUGUAGCCCGACGUUUCGCUAAUAUAUUACAGCACAAUACAAUACUCACCACACUGAAUCUUGGAUUUAAUGACAUCGGAGAUGUUGGAGCCCAAUAUUUGGGUGAUGCAUUACGACACAACACAACACUCACCACACUAGAUCUCAGUGGUAGUGACUUUGGACAUGCUGCAGCACAACAUUUGGGUGAUUUAUUAAAGCACAGCACAACACUCACUACGCUAAACCUCGAGUAUAACUACAUUGGAGAUGCUGGAGCACAACAUUUAGCUCAUGGAUUACAACAUAAUACGACACUCACCGGAUUAGAUCUCUGUACCAACGAAAUCGGAGAUGUUGGAGCUCAACAUCUGCGUGAUGCAUUAAGAUAUAACACAGUAAUUUUGAUUUGCUCGUCAGCUAUGCCAUACCUUUAUCUUUUUUUUGUGUAG
This is a messenger RNA of Adineta steineri, 681 nucleotides long. The record is from the annotation of a GenBank genome assembly. Lineage: Eukaryota; Metazoa; Rotifera; Eurotatoria; Adinetida; Adinetidae.